GAAUUGGAGACUCUAAAUUGCCCGUAGGCAUGACUGUGAGUGCGAAUGGUUGUUUGUUCCUAUGUGCCCUGCGAUUGGCUGGCAACCAGUUCAGGGUGUACCCCGCCUCCUGCCCGAUGACAGCUGGGAUAGGCUCCAGCACGCCCGCGACCCUAGUGAGGAGAAGCGGCUCAGAAAAUGGAUGGAUGGAUGAUGUACUGAGUUCGGAGCCAUGUGUGCAUAUGGAUGCACGUCAUACAUUCAGGCAUCACACAUUCAAAAAUGUAGGUCAAGCGUGUAAUGACACUCCACACCUGAUAGAGGCAGUAAUGUAAUGUUUUUUUUGCCGGAAGUAAAAAAAAAAAAAAAAAAAAAAAGUAAAGCCGAACUUAGCAAGGCGUUUGGUGGUUCGUUGCGACUUUUGUGCUUUAUUAUCAAAAUAUCUGCCGUAAAUCAGGGCGAAAUUGUUCCUGCCAGAAUAAAGAAAGAAUACGCUUCUCUUGUGGCUAGCUUAGCUUAGCUUCAUUUUUGUGUGCUAGCUGUGAAGAGCGAGACGCGGAAGUUAGCAACGCAUCGCUAAGAAGAGGCGAUCAAGUGUGAGUGUAAAUUGCUGUGAUUAUCGUGUGAAAAUGUGUAAAGUGGAAAUAUUGAGAGCGUUGUUAAAUCAGCGACUAAGUGCGGCCGUUGAAGAAGUGUUUGUAGUGUUUGCAAGAACGAUAGCAGAGUACGAGGAGGAGCUUUGCCGAACUAAAGAGGAGAACGAAAGACAACGUCAACUACUGGACGCUGUUUUCAAGCCUCAGGUUGCGUUCCACCAUACAGACAUCAGUGAAGAAGAGCUUCAUCCUGAGCACCAGGGGUGGAGCUUCAGUAUGGAACAACAGCAGCCAGAGCCCCCCAACAUUAAAGAGGAAGAGCCUCUUUACAUUAAAGAGGAAAAGGAACAGGCCGAUAUCGCCAACGUUCCAGUGACGGAUGCCAUUGCGAACAUUGAAAAUGAUGAAGACAACGCACAUUGGUCACAGCUUCAUCCCAGUCAAAGUGAUGAGAACAGAGGGGCGAAGCCUCCGAGUGGCUGCUCAAGUCAACACGCGACAACAAAACAUGAUAGAGACCACCGUGGAGGAUCACAAGAAGACAGCCUCUUAGCUCCACUGUCAGAUAGCAACAACACAGAAUCACAUUCUCCGGAUACUGACGAUGACGAACACUCUAAAGGUGUUAGGACGUGUCCCGCCGACAACAUGCACUUUAAAUGCUCUCAGUGUGACAAAAGUUUCAUCAACACGGCUACUCUCAAAAGGCACAUGAUGAUUCACAAAGGAGAGAAAACCUUCAAUUGCUCAUUUUGUGGUAAAAGAUUCAAUCAAAAGGUACAUUUGAUCAAACACACGAGAACGCACACAGGAGAAAAACCUUUUUCCUGCACAGUUUGUGGUAUGAGAUUAAGUCAAAAAGAAUAUUUGAAAGUGCACAUGAGAACACACACUGGUGAGAAACCAUUCCCCUGUUCAGUGUGUGGUAAAAAAUUCUCUCAAAAGGCAUUUUUGAAGGUACACACAAGAACGCACACUGGUGAAAAACCUUUUUCUUGCUUAGUCUGUAACAAAAGUUUUAGUGCUUAUUCAACAUGUACUCGGCACCAAAGAACACACACGGGUGACAAAGUGUUCAGCUGUAGUGUAUGUGAUAAGAAAUUCACUCGGAAGGACAACCUGAACAAACACAAGUGUACUGCUAAGAAAUGAAGCCGCAAAAUAAUCUUUAAAGUCAUGAACUAUAAUAACGCUGUGUUCGAAAUCACUCCCAAUCCACUACAUAAACGUAUAUAAAGUUGGCUGUUUUGUACUACUUUUGGAAUGUGUAGUGAUAUAUACGUUAUUAGUGCCCUCAAUGUAUCUCACAAUGCAUUUUGAGAUUACCAGAUGUCGUUCGGCAGAUUUUUUUGCUUUGACUUGAGAGUAAACACGUGUGAAACGAGGGCUCUAUGGUGGCAGUGAAGUCAACUCACUUCACAACGAGCACCACUUUGGCAGGUAGUGAAGAAUUCUUCAAAAACGGGGCUUCAAGCUGUUUCAUGCAGCACCCUCUUGAAGUUUACUGUCAAACUAAACAUAAACGCAAUUACACAUUGUGUAUUUAACCAAACCACAUAUCUUACGAAUGUCUGCUAGCACAUUGCUAACACACGAUGCAAAACACAACAAACAGGCUAAUGAAAAUGGCUCUGAUGUUGUUGUAGUUAUAACCAUUUAAGCAAUGGCUAUUUGAACACAAACAGCGGAGCAACACAUGUAGACAGACAAUAUAAUACUCACAGGCAUAUAUUAUUUGUCCACUAUGAAACCGUCUCCAUGUAAAUCCUUGAGUUAUAUCUGCAUUAUACUGCCCCAAGGUGGCCAAGGCUCGCCACCAGACUACCCAAGACUAACAACGAGCACACUUUGACUAGUUGACGUGACAACAGAGACAAUAGUGUUGAUGUUGAAUAAUUCGUGUGUUGGAGCUGAAUGUCGUUCUAUACAAAGUGUGUGUUUCAUUAAACAAUGUUUUAAGAUGAUUUCA
Messenger RNA from Phyllopteryx taeniolatus (common seadragon), 2544 nucleotides. Its product is annotated as zinc finger protein 501-like. NCBI's taxonomy places the organism in Eukaryota, Metazoa, Chordata, Actinopteri, Syngnathiformes, Syngnathidae. Gene Ontology annotation, biological process: regulation of transcription by RNA polymerase II. Bases 609 to 1727 code for a protein of 372 amino acids. Gene Ontology annotation, molecular function: RNA polymerase II cis-regulatory region sequence-specific DNA binding; DNA-binding transcription factor activity, RNA polymerase II-specific. The transcript has 2 exons. The record is from RefSeq and is a predicted model, not a curated record.